UGGCCCAUCUCCGAAAUAUGCUGGAAAUGCGAAUGGAAUCUGUCCCGCCGUCGACCCUCUCAACGACCGAAUGGCCGCAGCAAUGGCUCCAACGCAACCAGAGCCCGACGACCGUUCCACGCCACUCACUUUCGACCCCGUCCUGACACUUCCGCUACCCAGCCAUCUCCCGAAGCGCUCAAUCCCGCCAUCCUCGACACAUCUCGUCCAAUCCGCGAGCGGUUGAAGCUCUGGCAGGAUACCCAGGGCAUUCUAAAGCAGGAUCUCGACGACGCCUCUACGCUCCGCGCGAGAGACUGGUAUCAAAACCUGGUCGCCGAGACACGGAAUGCGAUAACUAAGGUGCGUUCGGACCAGGCUUCUGAAGAGACAGAUCCACGCGAAAAGGAGGAUGAAGACAUCUACAGUCUGGAUGACGUCGUGACCAUGGCAGUCUUUCUCAAACCUGGCGAUGUCGUCGAACUAUGUCGGCAUAGUACCGAGCAGACUAUCGCCGUAUUCGUUCAGCACGUUGGCAAAGACUGUCACUUCGUUUCUGUCAAUGGCCGUCCAUCUAUCGCAGGGCUGAAGAACGUUCCUUUUGUAAUUCGAAAUGGUAUUGACCCGGCUCUUGUCAAGCCCCUUGUCGCGUAUUUCCCCGCCCAGGAGAAUUCCGAUCUGUCACAAAUGCAGCGCAUCCCUCGUGCGCUCGUGUCACCAGUCGUGGAGAAACUGGAAAUGCUGCAAAAGGAUUCAGAAAAGAUAUACCGGGAUCAUGCUGCGGUCCUGGACAGUGCCUAUUCCGUCUUAGCGGACCAGACGAAAAUGCGCAUGAUGACGGCUGUGCAAAUCGCAAAGACUCUUCUCAAGCCGGACGAGCCUUCCUGGAUACCUGAUCAUGCCUCACUUCUUGCCGUACGAAAGGCCCUGAGCCACGAUAUGUACCGCUUCAACCGCGACCCACGCAGUCAACGACUCACGAACGUGUACGCUAUUCGGCCCAAGGACGACGUUGAGACGGUAGAAGUGGUGCGUCGAUGGGUGCGUGAAUUCGAAGAAUAUCGUGCUCUCCGCCAAAGUCAGACAGGUAACAGCAAGAAGAAGGGUCAUCACAUGGAGGCAGGGGCUCUCUACAUCACCAAGUUCAUCGACAAGGCGCGGCGAUUGGUUGCUAUUAGCAGGAAAUACCGUGACUACUCUACGGGUACUCUUGGUCCCACCAAAACCCGCUCGCGGAACACAGAUAAAUCUCUCGGGCUUCGAACCGAGUGGGGAGAGACAUUUGACGAAAACGACCAGAAAAUCCUUUACUUCUUGCAGUCGUUCGCAUUGAGUGGCCAAUUCCAAGACGACUAUGGUCUUACUUCCGCAUGCACCACCAUUCUGCAUGCCGUGGGUUGCUAUGACGAUCUGAAAUACCACUACCCCGAUUCUGGCGAGAGAGCUGCUUCCAUGGGCAGGGCCGCGGGAAGCUUACUCCUCCAGGAGAUCGGGGUCUUGUCCCCUUUCGAUACAGCGGACAUAUACGACGAACAACUGAUGCUUCCUACCGUCCGAACGUCCCGAAACAUGGAGAUUCUAAGCAAAAGGGCGGAGCUCAUGCGUCACAGCCCUGACUUUAGGGAUGCCAUGGAGGGGAUACGAACGGAUUGGGGUUCAUUGCCCGUCUACUGUAUUGACGACGCGGACGCCAAGGAGAUUGACGACGGCCUCUCUGUGUGCAAGGUCCCAGAGAGCCCCGGUCAAUACUGGAUCCAUGUGCACAUUGCAAAUCCGACCGCCUUCUUUGACAAGACGCACGUGCUUUCUGGGAUGGCUGCGCACUCGACCGAGUCUCUGUAUGUGCCUGAAAGGACCUAUCCCAUGCUUCCCUCGUGGGUCACGCAGAAUUACUUCAGCCUGGGUCCCAACCGACCUGUCCUUACCUUCAGCACCCGCGUCGAUUCCUCUGGCGUUGUCCUAGAAAGGAAAAUACAGUCGGGUAUAGUGAGAAAUGUCACGAGGCUGACUUAUCAGGACCUAUCGACGAUUUUCGGCGAGGCUCCAGCUCGGACUGUUGGGUUUACUGUCGGUGGACGACCACCCACGGUCAAGAAGCGUAAGCCUCCGAGUCUAACGCCUGACCAGCUCCAAGAUUUGAGAGAGUUGUACAAUGUAGCCGGGGUUAUGUUCGAGCGUCGCAAAUCGGUAGUGGGGUUCAAGCUUGGGGCGGCUUUUGAGACCGGGAGAGCACGAGUCUUCGAGAAACCCGGCCAAACUGGAAUCACCUGGAUGCCUCCAUCAACCGAUCGAGCCCGCUUUGUUCUCGGUGAUCCCGUCAUUGAGUAUUCAAGCGACGCCUCGGGUGCCAUUGUUGAAGAAAAGUUCAAUUCGCAAUAUAUCGUCAUGGAGUUGAUGUUGCUUGCCUGCGCGACAGCAGGAGCGUGGUGCUCUGAACGCAACAUCCCGGCCAUGUACAGGGGCACUAUCGACUCUCCUGCCGCUGCCGUGGAUAUGACGUUUCUGAAGGAGAAGAUCCUGCAACCCUACUAUGAGAAACACGGCCAGCUGUCGCGGCCUCUGGCGGCGCUGCUCCUGCAGUCCCAGGGGCGCUCCAUCGCGCAAUCGACUUCUGUGCCACACAGAGCGUUGGGCUUCGACAGCUACCUCAAGGUCACGAGCCCGCUCCGACGAUUCAGCGACAUGGUGGCACAUUGGCAGAUUGAGGCGGCCGUGCGGUAUGAACACCAGACGGGCCGCAAAUUCCAGCUGACGGACAACAUGCUGGCGACUCCGGGCAUCGCGAGCACCGAGAAGGUCCUCCCCUUUUCGCGCACCCAGAUCCAGGAAUCCAUCAUCACGCUCGCGGCGAGGGAGCGGCUCAUCGCCUCGAUCAAGAUGCACGCCAACAUGUGGUGGACCGUCGCCGCCUUCACUCGGGCACACUACUACAAGGAAGCGGCGCUCCCCGCGACGUUCCGUGUCUGGGUCGGCUCCUCGGAGCCCCGGUUCUGCUAUGCGCGGGCGGGCAUCGUGGAUUACGGGGCCCGGGUCAAGUUGGUUAUGAAAGCGCCGUUCGAGUUCCAGUUUGGGGAUGAGUGGGAGGCGAGGAUCUUGGCGAUUAAUAGUGUGGGCAAGGAGAUUUUGAUGGAGCCGGUUCGGUUGCUGAGGAGGGAUGAGGAGACGGUCAAGUGGGCGGAGAGGUUUAUGGAGAGGGUUGGAGGAUGAGGUGAGGUGAGGCUGGACGGCAUGUAUGUAUGAUUAGGGUGUGUGGUUCUCUAGAGAAAUGGGUCUAUAGAAUUACGGAUCGCUUAGACAACAAGAGCAGGUGUGUUAGAGGC
Westerdykella ornata is the source of this 3299-nucleotide messenger RNA. RefSeq names its product RNB-domain-containing protein. The record is from RefSeq and is a predicted model, not a curated record. Gene Ontology annotation, cellular component: exosome (RNase complex); P-body. Lineage: Eukaryota; Fungi; Ascomycota; Dothideomycetes; Pleosporales; Sporormiaceae. Bases 427 to 3186 code for a protein of 919 amino acids. The transcript is spliced from 3 exons. Gene Ontology annotation, molecular function: 3'-5'-RNA exonuclease activity; RNA binding. Gene Ontology annotation, biological process: mRNA catabolic process.